GAAAUCUGUUAUUUCCGAACUCUGUUCCAAGCAGUCGUUAGACAAAACAUCUAACAUGACACUCGCUACGACGCUUCCUGCAAUAUUUGAGCCGAGAGACGCGUCUCUCUGGAGUCUGGCGGUCGCUCCAUUUCUCUCCCAGGCUGCUAAUAUUUCGCUCUUUCUGGGCGGUAAAAUUGGACUCUGUGAGCUUUACAUAAACACGAAUCCCUUGGUAUUCGGGUUUGAGCUCUCUAUUGUUUUAGCAUUUCUUCUAUGGAUCGUUUCUCUUUACACGCACAACCCGUCUCAGGUUGAUCGCUGCUGGCCUCUACUCCCCACGCUGUUUUCAUUUCAUUACUUAGUGUAUGCAAAAUUGUUUAACUUGAGUUCCAAACGUUUGACAAUUGUAUGCUUUUUGCAAGCAGUAUGGUGCAUCCGACUUGUCUUUAAUUAUUGGCGAAAGGGCGGUUACAAGUCCGGCGCAGAAGACUACCGGUGGGUGUACGCAAAGCGUCUCAUUCCUCGUUGGGCGUAUCCACUUUUUCACUUGUUUUUUAUUCACAUUUUCCAAGUGUGUCUCUUGUUCAGUUUGUCGGCACCUACCUAUUUGAUUAUGUUGUCGGGUAAGAAUAAACCUUUUGGUUUGGGCGACAUCGCCGUUCUUCAAUUGUUCAUGCUUGCGUUCUUCAUUGAGAUUCUUGCCGAUCAACAGCAAUGGGACUAUUACAGAGCCCGUAACUUUUAUCGCCGGAACAAGGUCGUACCUCAAAAUGUAUACUUCGACCUUUUGUCUUUGGCGCGAGGCUUUAACACAUCAGGCCUAUUUCGAUUCAUCCGUCAUCCCAACUUUGCUGCCGAGCAAACAAUAUGGUUUGCGUUUUAUUUGUUUGGCGCAGUGGCUACUAAUAGCAUAUUAAACUGGACAAUUAUCGGUUGGCUUGGGCUAGUCGCUGUAUUUACGGGUUCUACGUGGUUGACGGAAAGCAUUUCCUCCGAAAAGUAUGUUCUCUAUGCAAAAUACCAGCAAAAGGUUGGUCGUUUCCUUCCCAAAUUCAAUGGCUCUCACUGGCAAGAAGAGUUCGACGACGAGUCUCUCAAAACCGACUAAUCUCAUGCCCGCGAUGGACGACUCGUUACAUACUCCGCAUACUCCUUGAAUUAUUGUUGCUUAAUGAACUUGUUGAGACGAAUCUAAUGAUAGCAAGUAAUGAAAUUUAAUCAGUUCAUAGAUAUGAACGUGUGUGUACAUAAGUCACUGCCGAUACCUUAGCAGAAGGGCACAUGUACUUUUUUUU
Schizosaccharomyces japonicus yFS275 is the source of this 1277-nucleotide messenger RNA. RefSeq names its product steroid oxidoreductase superfamily protein. Lineage: Eukaryota; Fungi; Ascomycota; Schizosaccharomycetes; Schizosaccharomycetales; Schizosaccharomycetaceae. The record is from RefSeq and is a predicted model, not a curated record. The transcript has a single exon. Bases 56 to 1090 code for a protein of 344 amino acids.